Molecule: messenger RNA, 1035 nt
Organism: Ectocarpus siliculosus
Lineage: Eukaryota; Phaeophyceae; Ectocarpales; Ectocarpaceae
Source: the annotation of a GenBank genome assembly
AUGAGCCAAUGCGGCCACGCGAACUGCACCAAGAGACCGACCUACGGCGUGGCCGGCUCCAAGAAGAGAGAAUUCUGUUCGCAGCACGCGAGGGAUGGGAUGGUGAACGUCAACAACAAGAGGUGUAUCCAGCCCAACUGCACCACCAUCCCGUCGUUCGCCGCGGCGGGGAGCAAGAAGGCGGAGUUUUGUUCGCAGCACGCGAGGGAGGGGAUGGUCGAUGUCCGCAGCAGGAGGUGCAGCCAGCGCGGAUGCAACACCCAGCCUUCCCUGGGCGAGGCGGGAAGCAGCAAGAUCCCGGGGGCCUGCAAGGCCCACGCCAGCGAGGGCAUGGUCGGCCUGCGCAGCAAGCGGUGCGCCCGCCGCGGCUGUACCCUGCGCCCGUCCUACGUCUCCGGCCAGGGCAAUGAAACGGCGGAGUUCUGCGGCAAGCACGCCAACGACGAAAUCCUGGCUGCGGGCAUGUUCGGGGAGUACGGUGAUGCUGGUGCGACACCGGCGGCUGCGGCUGCGGCGGCGGGCGCGAAGCGGAAACAGCCGCCUCCCAUCGCGCCGUACGAGCUGGGGAUGGGCCGGAUGGUGCCGCCAGGGCUGUCGGCGGGCAUGGCGGCCAGGAGCGAUAUCCCCAACAAGCGGACCGCGGUGCUGCCUGUAGCAGCAGCAGCAGCAGCGUCGGUGCCACCGCCGUUGAUGAUGCCGCCCCCCUUCUCUGCUGCCCCCCAGCAGCAGCAGCAGCAGCAGCCGAACGACACGAGGUACGUCAAGAACGAGAGCCUGGAGUUCCGGCCGCUGUCGGCCCCGUCGAACGACCGGUACCUGGGGGCGGCCGAGAGCCUGGCGCACUUCCGCGCGUCGCCGAGCGAGAGGUACAUGAACAACUUAGGGGGCGGGGGCGGAGAAAUGCAGCAAUUCCGGCCCCAGCAGCUGAGCCCGAACGACAGGUACGGGGCUGCGGGGCUGAUGCCGGUGGGAGCGGAGAGCUCGGCGUACUCGGAGGAAAUCGCUGCUGUCUUCGACCGGGAGAUGCCUCUCUAA